Mesocestoides corti is the source of this 795-nucleotide messenger RNA. The record is from the annotation of a GenBank genome assembly. NCBI's taxonomy places the organism in Eukaryota, Metazoa, Platyhelminthes, Cestoda, Cyclophyllidea, Mesocestoididae.
UUGCAGACAAGUGGCACAAAGUCACACGUUCUUGUUCCCGACACCGAAGCAAAUAAUUCCUCCACGGUUGAGCUUUGCAACCUUCCUGGUGAGGGUGGCGAGAAGGAUACCUGUCAGUGUGCACCCAAACGUGGCUUCGAAUCGCCUGCCGUCGAACCUCGUGGUCUUGAGUGCGAAGACAAGCGCCCAGGUGAGCAAGCCCAUGAGGAGUCGGUACUAAAUGCAUUCGGCUCCUUGCCUUCGUUUUCAACGGUACUGAAACAAUACAAAUCGUCCGUGUUAAAAGCAAACCAGUCAGGCUUGCAAGUGGCUUCUUCUGGACUUUUAACCCACGUCGAUGGAGAGGCGAGUGCUGCGACCGGGAGGAAGGCAAGCAACAUUCCGACACCCCAACCCGAAGAUUUUGAUUCAGAGCCUUCCGACUUGCUUCUCAUGAAGAGUGAUAAUGCUAAAUCCCCACCAUCUACGGCACAGGAUGAGGAGAACCUUCCCCAUGACCAUCAGCCUCCUCCCCAUCCACUUAGAACAGACGGGUUCUUGUCUAAGGAAUUUGGUCGAAAGAUUGCCUCCCGAGAUGAAGGCGCCGAAAAUGAAGUCAACGUUUGGCCUGUUUACUACAAACAUGACGCAAACAUCCCCGAACAGCCUUCCCUUCCCCAACCACCCGCCAAAGUGACCCUUGCACCAUUUUUACCAGGUUCCAAGUUGGAUGCGGAAGACCGUACUUGCAACAUUGAUACAUUGGAUCAACCAAGAGACGAUCAUAGUGCUCAAAUAGAUAUGCUUUUCAAGUAA